UGAUAUAACAACAACACAGGGGGAGUUGCCUGGUCAUCCGUUAGUUUUGACAGAGCUUAAGUAAAUUUAUGAAGGGAGGUAAUCAAUGCCUGCCCUAAUGACUUACCAGGUGUAUAAUGUGCCAAUAGUCCCGGCGGACUUGCGUCGAGAAGAGACAGUCCGCCAAAUUGCUGAUGCGCUCGAUUACCUGGACAAAGUCUCCAAUGAUGUUUUUUCAAAAAUCAAUAAGCGAGUGUCUGAGAACAAAGCCAAACUUCAGAAGCUUGAUGACAGAGUGGCACUGGCUCAGGCAAAAGUGGACAAACUUAAAGGCAGCAACAAAGCCACAAAAGUAUUUGCAAGUGCUAAGUUCCCAGCUGUAGAAGAUUUGGAAUUUUACCACUCUGUAUUUGAAAGUAGCAGAGAUUCAAACAUUCAGAAGCCAAAGCGAUCUAAUUACCAUAUUCAGUCCAAGCAUCAAACUGUUGAUAGCAGGAUAUUGAGGGAUAAGUUACAGUAUUACAAUGUUCACCUUAAUGUGAAGAAGAAGAAGAAGAAUGAAGAUGAGCAGGGUGAAGGCCUGGGUGGUUUGCCAAAGACUACUCCGUCUAUCAGCUCACUUCUUCUCUUCAACACGUCUGAAAAUCCAUAUAAAAAGUAUGUAAUGUUGGACCCGCUCGGAGUGGUGACAAAGACUAGAACAGCGCUGGAAGAAGAGGAGGCUGGCCUGGCCGAUGCUCCAAGCACAAUUGCCCAGCAAGAGGAGCUUCAACGAAGACAACAAGAAACCUUCUUCUACAUGCCAGAUAUUGGUCAAGUUCCAGAGAUUAUGGUGCCAGACUUUCUGCCAGAUCUCUUGGGUGUUGCAGAUGACUUAUCCUAUAGUGCUGACCAAGGGCCAUCGAUCGCCCCAAGUGUGUUGGGAACAGGCACUAUUCCUGACUUACCCUCAGUGUUACCGGAGACAGAAGAUAUUCCAUCUUUUUCAGCAGGUCUUGGGGCAGAUGUGGGCCCACCUCCACCUGGGCCUCCCCCUCCCCCAGAUGCUCCUCCCCCUCCCUCAGCACCUCCACCCCCACCUCCUCCACCCCCACCCCCACCACCAGAUGCCCCGCCUCCCCCACCACUCCCUUCUAGUGAAGACAGUGAAGUGCCAGCAGAGCCCUCAACUCCAGCCCCUUCUUCAGGGGACGGCCGCUCCGACCUACUGGCCUCGAUCAGGAAUGCAGACAAGGCGACGUUACGCAGUGCCAAGGACAGGAAACUGGAGAGCAAAAAGAAAAAGGAACAAGACAAGAGCGGUGGGGGAAGUGGGGGUGGGGACCUUAUGAGUGACCUGUUUGCCAAGCUCUCCAUGAGACGGAAGGGUAUAUCGGGGACGGGCAAGGGUGGUGGUGGAGGUGGUGGAGGUGGAGCAACUGAUACAUCAGAUGGUCAUGCCACAGGUGGAGGAUCAGCCAUGGACAAGAUUUCCUCUAUGAUUCCUGCACCGCCCAGGCCAGGCGGUGCUGCUGACGAUGCUAAUGACGAGGAGGAAGACUGGGACUAGUGCACAAAACAGUUACAUUGUACAAUAUAUAUAUGUGUGUAAGAUGCAGUUAUCAAAAAGCAUGUUUUAACUAUGAGAAAUGUAUAAAAUAUUUAUCUACACUGUUACUACAUCAUAUGGUAUGACAUCCAUUUUAAUAUUUAUGCAAGUUGCCAAUUAUGAUUCAUAAUGUAUUUCGUUAUCACUUGAUGGUAUGUGAUUUAUUUGUAACAUUACAUGGGAAAUCUUUCAUACACAAAACACAAAACCUGAGACACAUUCAUAAAAAUGUAAACAUUUUAGCUGAUAAUUGUUAGAUAUAGGAAAGGAAGGGUUCUUCUGUCCCUUUCAUUGCUUUUUCAUUAUAGAUAAGACAUUCCAUCCAUGCUAAUGAUGAAUGGUAACACAUUUUUUCCAUCAACAUCAACAGGUAAUCAUAUUUCUGAUCUUUUAUAACAUUCAGUGCCAUGUUUCAUACCUUGGUUAGGAACAAGGAAACAAUUGGAGCAUGUUGGUGACAUGAUGUGGCAAACUAGAAGUAGACUUAGUUUGUAUGGAGUUUAUGAUUCCUGGGUGUGUCGUUAUUGCCUUCAUCCUUUUCACACGGACCACAGUCAUCAAUGAAUAGAUAAUAAAGAAAAGAAGUAAAGUAUGUGUGAAUCUGGACUUUCUAGCCUGAAUUCAGACUCCUGUCCUU
This is a messenger RNA of Liolophura sinensis, 2204 nucleotides long. RefSeq names its product WASH complex subunit 1-like. Gene Ontology annotation, biological process: retrograde transport, endosome to Golgi; endocytic recycling; exocytosis. NCBI's taxonomy places the organism in Eukaryota, Metazoa, Mollusca, Polyplacophora, Chitonida, Chitonidae. Gene Ontology annotation, cellular component: early endosome; WASH complex; recycling endosome. The coding region runs from base 86 to 1528 and encodes 480 amino acids. The transcript has 4 exons. Gene Ontology annotation, molecular function: actin binding; gamma-tubulin binding; alpha-tubulin binding. The record is from RefSeq and is a predicted model, not a curated record.